AUGACGAGGUUGUUGUUAGCCCUUGUUUGCUGCAUUGCUGGUACUGGUAGCCUCAGCCAUGCCAAGCCGCACAGUACGAACUUUGUCCACGAGCGAAGGAAACAUGAAAGUCGCCAUCGGAUGUCCAUGAUCCAAGAGCUGUUGCCUCGAACGGCAUCGUACGACGAUGAAGACAAGGAAGAUAUGCCAUCCAGAAAAAGGAGCAAGCAUCAUGAAACACGUGCCAAAGAAAAACUGCAGAAGAGGAAAGCAUCUAAGAGUGACGGCAGCACCACCAGCACCAGCAAGGAUGCUGCCAAGCAGAAGCAGAGCAAGAGCAAAAGCAAGAGCAGUCAGAAGAGCUACAAUCCACCCACGUCUCUGUCACCAGUCUUUUACACUACGGUACCUCCACAAGGCUCCAUUCCAACCUUUCCUCCCUUUGAUAGGCCGAGACCUUCAGGCAAUGAAACCGAAUCAGAAGAAGAAAAGGAAGAGGAGGAAGAAAAACAUACCCCGUCUCCAGUUCCAGAGGAUGAGGAGAGCUCGAGUAGUGGCCCCAGUAGCUCGAGAAGCAAAGGCAAAAUGAAGAUGGGAGGAGGAGGUGACAUGAAAAUGACUGGCAUGGGUGGCAGCAGCAAAACUAGCUCUAGCACGUCUCAAAAGUCCAAAAAGAUGAAGACAAUGAGUGGCAGCAAAAUGAAUAAGAAGAUGAAUAAUAAGAUGAGUAGCAAGACUCGCAACGGUGGCUCUACCGGCCAUCCAACCUUUUUAAAGCCCACUGGUCCAGAACCGACCGUAAAACCCACGCUGCCCUUUGGAGAAAUGACGGCUCAGCCAACUGCCAAGAUGGCGCUUCAAACGGAGGAACCAACCGAAGGCAAUGCGACUGCAAUAUCCACAAUUCCUCCCACCAUCGUAACUACUGGUGAGGCUACUGCAGGAGGCCCCGUUGUAUUCACCUUGUCUCCAACCAUUACAACGACCGCCAUCGAUCCCAAUGAGAGUAAUGGAACCAUCAUGGAGGCUCCAGGCGGAAAGAACAAUGACACGGAGACAACCAUGGGCCCUACCAACAAUGGCACAUCCACCAUUGCUCCCAUUGACAACAACAACUCUACUACCAACAACACCAGCAUUACAUUGUCACCCACAACUAUUCUUCGUGCACCCAAGAAGGAAGACUUGGAAAGUCUGCAACACAACAGUAUGGAAGAACCAAAAGACAACGCUACCACCAGUUAUAUGAUGGAAGCACCAACCGUAUACUGGUCCAUGGAUACUACCACGGAUGAUGACAACAUGACUGUUGCAAUGAUGGCUCGAAGUGCACCCAUCAUGAAACGAGCCCAAAAUGUGCCAGACGAAACUGUCGAACCAGAUGUCGAUUACGAAAAUGAGCAAUGGAUCUUGGUGGGAACUCCAUUGCAGGGGCGGGCCACUGUUCGAGACCGUUUCGGAUACAAGGUCAGCCUUUCCAGUGAUGCGGGCAUGCUGGCGGUGUCCACCGGUAUGGGAUCACCCAUGUACGUCUACAAACUGGAUACCAGUAGUAGUGAGGAUGACCAAUGGAUGCCAGUGGACUUGAGUGGCAUCGAGUCGGAUGGUAUCCUGACACUCAGCGGGGAUGGAUCCACGUUGGCGGUCAAGACGAGAACACAAGUUCUCAUGUACAAGCGCAUUGAGCAAGGUGAUGGAACCGUUCAAUGGAUACGUUUGGGAAGUGCCCUGGAGAAAAUCGACACUGACAUGUCCACGACGACAAUGAUGGUCGUCAAAGACCUCUCUGCGAUUCCCUCCCGGUUUGGUGAAGCGGUCGCCCUGAGCCAUGAUGGAAGGACUGUAGCGAUUGGGGACCAAGCGGACAAGAACAUGACGGGAUGGGCACAAGUUUACACAUUUGAUGGCAACCAAUGGGGUCCUCUCGGUGCAGAGUCCUUUGUGGGAUUUGAAAAUGGGGACCACUUUGGCAGUAGUUUGGCGCUGAGUCGUGACGGGAGAACACUGGCCGUUUGUGGUACGCAGAAUUCCUACAUUGAUGGGCCGGGAUACUGUCAGAUUCAUCGAUACAGCGAUGCUCAUACCAGCUGGAUACAGUUAGGACUGGACAUUUCGGGUCAAGGCCAGUUGGAUUCUUUUGGUCGCAGCGUGGCACUUUCGUCCGACGGAAACACGUUGGCUGUGAGUGCAGAUGGUCGUGAUGUAGGCAACCUGAAGGAUGUUGGACGUGUCUAUACCUUUGCGUACGACCCCAACGACAAGUAUUGGCCCCGGUUGGGAAGGAUGAUUAACGGCGACGAGGAGAAUCAGCGUUUGGGGCAUUCCAUUGACCUUUCUAGUGAUGGCACUAUGCUCGUUGUUGGAGCCUGGGCUCAAGGUCAUCCACUGGAAGGGUACGCAGCAGUUUACCAACUUCAGACGACCACUACUGCGGAGGCAGAGAGUAGGGAGGAAUGGGUUCAGGUUGGUCAACUUCUUACAAACGGCAACAAUUUUGACAACUUUGGUGGGUCCGUGAGCAUGUCCUCGGAUGGCACGACAGUGGCCGUCGGAGCGUACAACUUUGGAGUAACAGCGCUUGAGUUUAUUGGGCAAGCGACAGUCUUCACGCUAUCGCAAUAA
This is a messenger RNA of Seminavis robusta, 2601 nucleotides long. The record is from the annotation of a GenBank genome assembly. NCBI's taxonomy places the organism in Eukaryota, Bacillariophyta, Bacillariophyceae, Naviculales, Naviculaceae.